This is a messenger RNA of Brenthis ino (lesser marbled fritillary), 741 nucleotides long. The record is from the annotation of a GenBank genome assembly. NCBI's taxonomy places the organism in Eukaryota, Metazoa, Arthropoda, Insecta, Lepidoptera, Nymphalidae.
AUGAAAAUACGUAAGCAUCGAAAAUGGUGUAUGAGUCUGUCUCAUUUACUUUCUAUACCAUUCUUUCAGUUACAAAUAACUUUAAUUCUUGGAGUUAUAUUUAUAAUACCUGAUGCACUCGCCAGCAGAGACGUGAAUGUGGAAUCUAUUUUUAAAGACUACAACAUCGUUCCCGAUAUUGUUUCGGUUGCCCCAGAAAAUGUACUAAAUGUUUUCUAUAGUUCUGCAGAAAUAUGCCCCGGAGAUGAGAUCGUUCAGACACAAUCUAUAAUGAUGCCAAGCCUGACGUUCGAAAGCCAAUCUAAAGAAAACUACACUUUAAUUAUGAUCGGUUUAACGAACGAUGGGACAGCGGAGGCUUUAAAUGAUUCUGAGUUUGAAUUUUCAGGAGAUGGUUCAGAUGCAGAUGUGCCCUCACAGCAAACUCCGGCUUUACGCUCCGUCCUAUACUGGCUAAUUAUCAAUAUCCCUGGAAACAACAUUAAAGCCGGUUUCACAGUCACGCCGUACGUACCGCCCGUGGUAUACCCGGGCUCCGGAUAUCAUAGAUUCGUCUUUCUCUUAUAUGAGCAGAGGAAAUAUAUUGAUGAGUCAGACUCUGCUUUGUUAAACCUGGCAGUAAAACGGUCAAGGUUUCGUGUAUCACAUUUUGCCAGUGAAUACGGCAUGAAAAAACUGGAAGCUGGAAACAUCUUCACUAUGAAGAUGGCGGCGCCUAAAGAAGAAUUUUAUUGUAAAGCU